AAUAAAUGCUAGUUAUCUCUAAGGUCCUUUGGUGACCUGGUAUGAAACGACCAGUAAACUUUCUUCCUGGCUUUACUUAGCCCUCAGCCAUUGAUUUAGGGAAUUCAGUGUAACAACUACUUUAUGUUCUAGAUACACAGCCUAGUGGAGUGGGAUGUUUUGUGGGCUGCGAGUUAGCAGGUGGAGCUCUUUUCCCAGCUCCACCUUUAACUAGCUCUGUAACUUUAGUACUUUCUCUUCUGGGUUUCUUUGGUUCCUUAGUCUGUCAGACAACUCUGAUUAACUCCGCCUUUCGUCCUUCCCAGUACACAUGUGAAAGCACUUGCUAACUUGGAUAGCUUGGCCCACGUGUCAGUAAUUAAUACUGUGGACACCUCACAUGAGGACAUGAUUCCUGCAGGCUUCCUGAGCUGUCCUCCCUUUGCAGCAUGAUGCCCAGAUGGACUACUAUGGCACCCGCCUGGCAACCUGCUCAUCAGACAGGUCUGUCAAAAUCUUCGAUGUACGCAACGGAGGGCAGAUCCUCAUCGCAGACCUCAGGGGUCAUGAGGGACCUGUGUGGCAAGUGGCUUGGGCCCACCCCAUGUAUGGCAAUAUCCUGGCAUCCUGCUCCUAUGACCGGAAAGUCAUUAUCUGGAAAGAGGAAAACGGCACCUGGGAAAAGACGCAUGAACACACAGGACAUGACUCCUCAGUAAACUCUGUGUGCUGGGCCCCCCAUGACUACGGCCUAAUCCUGGCCUGUGGGAGCUCGGAUGGGGCCAUCUCCCUGCUGACCUACACGGGGGAGGGCCAAUGGGACGUGAAGAAGAUCAACAAUGCUCACACUAUUGGCUGCAAUGCUGUCAGCUGGGCCCCUGCUGUUGCACCUGGAAGCCUUAUAGACCAGCCAUCAGGGCAGAAGCCCAACUACAUCAAGAAGUUUGCCUCAGGCGGCUGUGACAACCUCAUCAAGCUAUGGAAGGAGGAGGAGGACGGCCAAUGGAAGGAGGAACAGAAGCUGGAAGCACACAGUGACUGGGUUCGAGACGUGGCCUGGGCCCCUUCCAUUGGUCUACCCACCAGCACCAUCGCCAGCUGUUCCCAGGAUGGUCGUGUGUUCAUUUGGACCUGUGAUGAUGCGUCAAGCAAUACGUGGUCCCCCAAACUUCUGCACAAGUUCAAUGAUGUUGUGUGGCACGUGAGCUGGUCCAUCACAGCCAACAUCCUGGCCGUCUCGGGUGGAGAUAAUAAGGUGACCCUGUGGAAGGAGUCAGUCGAUGGGCAGUGGGUGUGCAUCAGUGAUGUCAACAAGGGCCAAGGUUCCGUGUCUGCAUCAGUCACAGAGAGCCAGCAGAAUGAGCAGUGACAAGACUGGCGGGGCCCAGCUCCCCACCUGCCAAUUCCUGGACUGCCCCUUCCUGGACCAACUGACCAGACAGCUGAGAGGAAGAGCUCCAAACUCCAACAAGAUUACUUUCCUAAGAAUAGUUAAAACUGCAACGAGAUUGAUCAUCUACCUUAACAUGAUUUGAUGUGGUUUGUAAUUUACUGUCUGGCUGAAAGCACUAAUGUUAUGAGGGGAAAACAAAUGAUUUUCAAAUCUAUUAUUUAAAAAAUA
This is a messenger RNA of Miniopterus natalensis, 1600 nucleotides long. RefSeq names its product SEC13 homolog, nuclear pore and COPII component (gene SEC13). Gene Ontology annotation, molecular function: structural molecule activity; protein binding. The record is from RefSeq and is a predicted model, not a curated record. Gene Ontology annotation, biological process: protein import into nucleus; COPII-coated vesicle budding; positive regulation of TOR signaling. Lineage: Eukaryota; Metazoa; Chordata; Mammalia; Chiroptera; Miniopteridae. Gene Ontology annotation, cellular component: nuclear pore outer ring; COPII vesicle coat.